GGAUCUCGAUAGAAGUACCUAUAUAAAAGCUAGUUAAAUACCUAAAAUUCUUUCUUCAGAGCUAAAUCGUCGCGAUAUGUAGUCGACUUUGCCUGUCAAUACGGAUAAUUCUUAAAAGACGCAAUUACACUUGUCAUCUCAGCCUUUAUUUGUCAGUGAUAAAAAACGCGGGAAAUUAAUUCAUUGUUUCCGGCCGUGAUUGUUCCGGUUAAAUUUCUUUAAAAAUUGUUGACAAGUUUUGUUUAUGUCAGUUCAUCAAAAAACAUGAGUUGGAGACAUAUGCCCGUUUCAAGCAGCAACGGCGAAGAGAGCAGCAAAUUGCGUCAGCUGAUACAUAUCCUCUGCACGACUUCAUCACCGUGCCGACCUUUACCCGGAAGUGCCCAUAUGAGGUCACAAGGUCUCAGAAUCACCGGAGUCGAUUGCGAUGAAGUUUAUCCUCGAUUAUACAUCGGCGACGCUGAAAGCGCCCGAUGCAAGGACUAUUUGAAAUUGCUUGGUAUCACCCACGUGCUGAACACAGCCGAAGGAGCGAGAUUUGGCCAAGUCGACACGGGUCAUCUUUAUUAUAGGGACAUGCCCACAAUAAGAUACAUGGGAUUUCCAAUGAUCGAUAUGCCUUCGACCAAUAUCGCCAAAUACUUUUAUGUAGCAGCCAGAUUCAUUGAGGACGGACUGAAAAGCGGUGGGCGGGUACUCGUCCACUGCCACAUGGGUAUGUCGCGUUCUGCCACGUGCGUCCUGGCCUUCCUGAUGAUCUCCCGCGAUAUGACCGCGUGCGAGGCGCUGCGCACCGUCCGACUCAGGCGAGACGUCAGGCCCAACGACGGCUUCCUCAGGCAACUCACCGAACUGGACAGGGAUCUGGCCCUUCAGAGGUCGUCGAAUCGGUAUCGCUAGCAGUAUAGAGGUAAGUGAAAAUCGGGAAAGAUGGUUAUUAGAUUUGUGACAUAUAAUUCGGAAUAAUAAAUUUAUGAAAACAUAAAUG
Messenger RNA from Ctenocephalides felis (cat flea), 988 nucleotides. Its product is annotated as dual specificity protein phosphatase 13-like. The transcript is spliced from 5 exons. Lineage: Eukaryota; Metazoa; Arthropoda; Insecta; Siphonaptera; Pulicidae. Gene Ontology annotation, biological process: protein dephosphorylation; negative regulation of MAPK cascade. The coding region runs from base 265 to 900 and encodes 211 amino acids. Gene Ontology annotation, molecular function: MAP kinase phosphatase activity; protein tyrosine/serine/threonine phosphatase activity. The record is from RefSeq and is a predicted model, not a curated record. Gene Ontology annotation, cellular component: cytoplasm.